Messenger RNA from Drosophila mojavensis, 1288 nucleotides. RefSeq lists its product as uncharacterized. Gene Ontology annotation, molecular function: protein binding. The coding region runs from base 151 to 1191 and encodes 346 amino acids. Lineage: Eukaryota; Metazoa; Arthropoda; Insecta; Diptera; Drosophilidae. The transcript has 2 exons. The record is from RefSeq and is a predicted model, not a curated record.
UAGCAGUAAGCCAAACUUAAUAUGUUAGUUGUACCGGUUUUUUGUUUGUUUUGUGUGUUUUAUUUCGGACACUUUCAGUUAUUCACACAGUGUUUGUUAGUCCUUUCUUGUUGAUAAACCAAAACACGCAUACACCCAAAUACACAUAAUAUGGUCUAUCUAUAUGGAAUAUCGGAUACCAAGUAUCGAAGAGGGAAGCUUAAAUGGAAUGAGAAACGCCAGGGAUUAAGAAAGGAAUACAAAUAUCGAACAAAUUCCUUACUUGCGAAACAUGUGGACUUCGAUCAUCAUGCCCAUCCAAUUCAAUUUCGCGUUCAAGCCACAUCCCUAGUCGAACUAGCCGCCAUUGCUGUGGAUAAACUGCCCUUGCCAUCGGUCUUCAAGUGGACUUACGCUGACGUUAAGAGAUGGAUUCGUAGAUAUGGCUAUCCCCAGUAUAUGAAUACUUUUGAAGUGAACAAGAUCUGGGGCAGGAAGCUGUUGCUGGUGGACGCCGCCGCCUUGUCGGCGAUGAAUAUCAAGGACUUUGAGCACAUUAAGCACAUUGCGUAUGGCAUACGAAUGCUCUUCCAUUUCGAGCUGACCAAAUUCUCGAGCAAAGUGUCGCUCCCUGAUGAGCGGCCCAACGAGCUGUACCUGCUGUGGCACACGCAAACGGGCAUCAACUAUGAUGAAGUGCGUCGAUCGGAUUUGUACAGGCGUAUGCAGAUCAUCAGGGAGCGUUUGCCCGAUCUGGAGCAUUGGGAUCUGCUGACGCUGUGGCUAGCACGGGAACGACAGCGGAAAUUCAAGGAAUUGCAGCCUUCACGCCCAGUGCCGGCAACGAAACCGCCCGCAGUGGAGUGGGCAAGAGAGUUGCACUCCAUACAUGACGAAAUGUGCCUAGAUUGCAUGCCGCCCUGUGAUUGCUGUUGGAAUGCAAAUGAUGUCCGUUUGCCGUGGAUUCUGAGCGUUCUACCCCAUUCCGUUAUGAACUCGUCCCAGCUCAGGUGGUCAGCCACCGAGAAAAGCUGCGUUAAGUGCUUACCGCCCUGCGAGUGCCGCUGGCUGUCCCGUUACUAUCUGACCGGCACAGUGAUGAGCUGCCUGCAGCGAACCUUCCCCGAAAAGUUCUCACCCAUUUUUGAUGUUGCUCACAACACGGUAGUGCGCGAAAGUAUAAUAGAUCGCUGGAUCCGAUUCUCCAUAUAGUAUAGCUCACAAACAUACAACGCCCACACAUAAAACCCGACUACAUUCGAUUGUUGUUUUUAAUAUAGUAUGCGGAAGAUCUUUCCCUAAAAACGUU